This is a messenger RNA of Penicillium longicatenatum, 1512 nucleotides long. Its product is annotated as glycosyltransferase family 69 protein. The transcript has a single exon. The record is from RefSeq and is a predicted model, not a curated record. Bases 1 to 1512 code for a protein of 503 amino acids. NCBI's taxonomy places the organism in Eukaryota, Fungi, Ascomycota, Eurotiomycetes, Eurotiales, Aspergillaceae.
AUGAUCAUCAUGAGGCACAGGCUCUACCAGGCCCUGCUAGGCGGGGUUGUGAUAGUAAUGGGCCUGGCAUUCCUGGGAACCAAGCUCGUGGUGUACUAUACUCGCUGGAACGACGACCUUGGCAUCUCCAUAUUCAAUGGCAAGCUACCAACGAUCCCGCAAUACGAUCAGAUCGCCAACCCGUCGCAUGCACCUUUGAUCCCCGAUACCGAGCCGGGCCCAGUACAGCAUGCGUCGAAUAUCCCGAGCGAGCCCACAGUUCCAAAAUCUACCGCAGUGCCGACUGAAUCAAGUGGGAGCUUCCGAGAUUUCAAUGCCGAGUGGAAUAAUAAGAGCACAUGGCCCCAAUGGUCGAAACAACAGAAAUCGGCAGACUCGACCCCGACGAAUCGCAUUUCGCACGAACGACUCGAUCGUCAAGUUCAUUCGAUAUUGAAUUUCAGGGACGAAUGGCCCUACGGGCGUGUUUCUUGCCCGGCAAAUAUUGCGGAUAGAUAUGAGGGCUUGAGGGUUAUGGAGGAUAACAGCCAGGUGCGGUACUUUUUUGCGUUGAAUCCAGUCGAUGCCCUUGAAGCUCUUCCGCGAUUGAUGAGUAGCAUCAUUGAGACCGUAAAGUAUCUGGGUGUCAAGCACGCUGCGAUUUCAAUUGUUGAUGGUGGAUCCGACGAUGGCACGUGGGAGGUUCUCGAAGCGUUGAAACCUUUCAUGGAUAAGAUGGGUGUGCAGUACUUUCUCGCGGCCAGUGAUCAUAUAUCGUCGGAUGCGAAUGAUACAGAAACCCUUGCAAACCUUCGAAAUCAAGUACUGCAGCCGCUGAAAGCUAAAGGGGUGGAACCUCUGCAUGCACUAGCAAGCAUGUACUCACCAGAGGCCGUGGUUAUAUUCCUAGACGAUAUCGUGAUGUGCCCUGAGGAUAUACUGGAACUAGUCUUCCAGCAUAUCCACCAAGGGGCACAGAUGACAUGUGCAUUUGAUUGGAUCUUUAACGGAAGCGUCUUCCAUGAUGUCUGGACAUCACGAUCGCUAGCUGGGAACACUUUCUUUCAGAUCCCGCCUGAUGGCUCGUUGGCCGCAAGCGACAAUAUGUUCUUCGACGACCGAAUCAACAAGCCACGAUACGACGCUUUCCUGCCUCUGCAGGUUUAUUCGUGUUGGGGUGGUAUGGCAACAUUGAAUGCUGUGUCAUUUGCAGAAGACACUAUUCGAUUCCGGCCCGCAGAGCAAACAGAAGCGGAUUGCUACAAGGGUGAGCCCAUGCUACUUGCCAAGGAUAUGUACAGCCAAGGUCUUGGCAAGAUCCUAGCCGUCCCGUCGGUGAAUGUGGCUUAUUCCGAUAACGAAGCGACUGAGACAAAACACAUCCGCGGAUAUGUUGGCGAUCAUAUCAACACAUCCAGCCAAAAGUUGAAUGAAUAUGAGGUGGUUCAGUGGCAAACGGCUCCUCCUGAUAUGAUCAAAUGCCUUGCCCAUUCGGACCAACUGGCCUGGACAGAGUGGACAGAGUCUACUUGA